Molecule: messenger RNA, 243 nt
Organism: Durusdinium trenchii
Lineage: Eukaryota; Dinophyceae; Suessiales; Symbiodiniaceae
Source: the annotation of a GenBank genome assembly
AUGGAGGUGGCCAUCGUCUGGUGGAUGUUUGGCUGUGUCUUCUUCGUGGCCCCUCUCAACUGGUGGGGCAAGAAGUAUCGCAUCUUGCCCGAAACCGGGUUGGCCAUGGUUGGCCUCCUUCUCCUUCCAGGGACGCGGGUUUUGGGGUGGAAUGGCCCUGGUUCAUGGUUGUUUUGGUGCCACUGGAAGAGAAAAGAGGUGAAAAAGAUCCAUGGAGGUCUUAGUUUCAUUGAUACAUAUUGA